Molecule: messenger RNA, 2561 nt
Organism: Brassica oleracea var. oleracea
Lineage: Eukaryota; Viridiplantae; Streptophyta; Magnoliopsida; Brassicales; Brassicaceae
Product: putative pentatricopeptide repeat-containing protein At5g08310, mitochondrial
Exons: 1
Coding region: 36-2510 (824 amino acids)
Molecular function (GO): protein binding
Source: RefSeq, a predicted model, not a curated record
AACACACAACCUUCAGGUUCGAUCGUUUUUCUCCAAUGGCCUUCUCGAGAACCGCUCUUCUCUACCAUCGAUUCUCCAGACAACACCAACUCCACAGACCAUUCACCACGAAACCAGACAACAACACAUUCCUCCAUCCCAACCAAUCCGAACUCGCCCAAAACCUAAUCACAAUCUUCACAAGACAACCUUUCUCCCCCUCCGACCCCGACCUUCUCCGUCUCGCCCCCGAGCUCAACACCAAGGUAGUCGAAACCGUCUUGAACGGAAUCACAAGAUGGGCCUCGGCUCAUCUCUUCUUCGACUGGGCUUCGCAACAGCAAGGCUACCGAAACGAUAUGUACGCUUACAACGCCAUGGCUUCUAUCCUAUCACGUGCUCGACAAAAUGCCUCACUGAAAGCGUUGGUCAGAGACGUUAUAAACUCUCGCUGUUUCAUGUCUCCAGGAGGGUUAGGGUUUUUGAUUAGGUGUUUGGGUAACGCUGGGCUUGUGGAAGAAGCAAGUUUCGUUUUUGAUCGAGCUAGAGAGAUGGGUCUUUGCGUUCCCAAUGUGUAUACUUAUAACUGUUUGUUGGAAGCGGUUUCUAAGUCGAGUUCGAGCUCGGUUGAGUUGGUUGAGGAGAAGCUGGAGGAGAUGAGGCGUUGCGGGUUUGAUUUCGAUAAGUACACUCUCACGCCAGUUUUAAAGGUUUACUGCAACGCUGGAGAGUUUGAGAGAGCGUUGAGUGUUUUCAAUGAGAUAAUUAGUCGAGGCUGGCUUGAUGAGCACAUCUCAACGGUUUUGGUUGUGUCGUUUUGUAAGUGGGGGAAGGUGGAUAAGGCUUUUGAGUUGGUUGAGAUGCUGGAAGAGCGUGAGGUUAGGUUGAAUUAUAAGACGUGUUGUGUUUUGAUUCAUGGGUUUGUGAAGGAGUCUAGGGUUGAUAAAGGGGUUCUGUUGUUUGAGAAGAUGCGUGGGAUGGGUAUGGAGGCUGAUAUCGCGUUGUAUGAUGUGUUGAUAGGAGGACUCUGCAAGGCCAAAGAUCUUGAGAUGGCUCUGAGUUUGUAUUUGGAGAUGAAGAAGUUGGGAGUUAGACCUGAUAGAGGGAUACUUGGGAAGCUAAUACGUUCGUUUUCUGAAGAAAGUGAGUUAAGUCGGAUAAUAAAAGUGAUUAUUGGAGAUAUAGACACGAAAACUGUGAUGCUUUUGUACAAAACUUUGUUGGAGGGGCUUAUUCGGAAUGGUUUGGUGAAUGAUGCUUGCAGUUUUAUUCAGAACCUCAUGGGAGAUUACGAGUCGGAUUAUGAGUCUGAGAUUGUUCAGCUUCUAAAGGAUCAGAAUAAAGCAAUUCUCCCAGAUUCUGACACUCUUAGCAGUGUGAUUGACUGCUUGGUGAAAGCUAAUAAGGUGGAUAUGGCAGUGAGCUUGUUACAUGUUAUUGUUCAGAACGGCCUUAGUCCAAGUCUUAUGAUGUACAACAACGUAAUCGAGGGGUUAUGUAAAGAAGGAAGGUCAGAAGAAAGCUUGAAACUGUUGGGGGAAAUGAAGGAACCAAGUCAAUUCACACUUAACUGUAUUUAUAGUUGCUUGGCUGAGCGGUGCGAUGUUGCAGGAGCAGUCGACUUACUGAAAAAGAUGCGUUUCUAUGGAUUUGAGCCAUGGAUAAAGCACUCAACCUUACUUGUCAAAAAGCUCUGUGAGAAUGGGAGAGCCGUUGAUGCUUGCAAAUACCUUGAUGAUGUGGCUGGAGAAGGUUUCUUUAAUCACAUGGUUGCCUAUACUGCUGCAGUUGAUGGUCUCGUAAAAAACGAGGGAGUGGAUAGAGGUUUAGAGCUAUUCCGAGACAUAUGUGCCAGUGGUCAUUCCCCUGACGUGAUUGCGUACAAUGUAAUGAUAAAAGCUCUGUGUAAAGCAUCUCGAACUACUGAAGCUGAUGACUUGUUUAACGAAAUGGUAUCAAAAGGACUAAAAGCGUCUGUUGCUACUUAUAACAGUAUGAUAGAUGGAUGGUGCAAGGAAGGUGAGAUUGAUAGGGCCAUGUCUUGUAUCGCGAGGAUGUACGAGGAUGAGAAAGACCCUGACGUCAUUACCUACACUAGCUUAAUCCAUGGGCUAUGCGUUAGUGGAAGGCCUGGUGAAGCAAUCUCUCGUUGGAAUGAGAUGAAGGACAGAGAUUGCUCUCCGAAUAUAAUUACCUUCAUGGCGCUUAUUCAAGGUCUUUGCAAGUGUGGCUGGUCGAAUGAAGCUUUGGUUUAUUUUCGUGAGAUGGAAGAAAAGGAAAUGGAGCCUGAUUCAGCUGUUUACUUAUCGCUCGUAGGGUCUUUUCUGUCGAGUGGAAACAUCAGUGCCGGGUUUGGGAUAUUCAGAGAAAUGGUUUGUAAAGGAAGGUUUCCGAUUUUAGUAGAUAGGAACUACCUGCUUGCUGUUGAUGCUACAAAUAAGUUUGUGGCAGACUUUAGGACAUCAUGUUAUCUUACAGGUCUGAUUAAAGACGGCAGAUUGCCUAUUGUAGCUGCUGUAAGUAGACAAUGAAGUAAACGCUUCUAAUUGAAAGAGGGGUUACUUAUUGAGAUUGGUUGCAGA